AUGGCAGAAAAAUAUGGCGACAGCGAAGUAGAGGAUAAAUGCCGCGAAAAGAUAAGAACAGUUUUCCAGUCUCUUGGUGAAUAUGUCAAGGCUAAAGAAUAUUACGAAACAGCACUCGCAAUCGCCGAAAAAAAUGGCGAUUGGGAAACAGAAGCGACAUGUUGUGAAAGGCUGGGAAGUGUAUUUCAGUUUGUCGGUGAAUAUAUCAAGGCCAAACAAUAUUACGAAAAGGCAGUUGCAAUAGUAGAAAAAAAUAGAAACAAGAGAACGGAAGCUGCAUGCCAUGGAUUCCUAGGAGUAGAAUCUCAAUCCAUUGAUGGCGAGGAUGUAAAAACUAAAAAAGAUAGCGAAAAAUUUCUUACAGCCGCAGAAACAUUUCGCGACAAGAAAACAGAAUUUACGCUACAUGAAAAACUUGGAAACAUCUUUGAAUCUUUCGGUAAAGCUAUCAAGGCUAAUGAGUGUAAGAAUAUUGAAGAAAGCAGAGGUUACAGCCUCCUAGGAGCAUGUUUUGCGGUGUUCGGUGAUAGUACCACGUCUAAACAGUAUUUCGAUGAAGCGCUCAGAUUGUGCAGAAAAAAAGAGGACAAAGAAAGCGAGUCAUUCUGUCACUACCUUAUGUCAUUCUCCAUGGCGGAAGAAGGAAACAAUGCUGAAGCUAAAUCACAUUUCUUUGCCAUUAUUGAUAAAAGUGAGUUUAUUCAACAUUUCUUCCAAGAUCAUGACCAACUGAAGGUAUUGCUUUUCGAAAGUUUCGUUAAAAACUACCGUCAUCUCAGUCAUAUCCUAUGUGUUUGUUCAGAUAAUCUUUAUCUGGCUUUUUACGUGGAAGAGUUUGGGCGAGCAAGAGCUCUUGUGGACCUUAUGUUAUCUCAGUACUCUGUAAAAAACGAAAUAUCAGCCAAUUUACAGACAUGGGGUGAUCUUGAAAAGAUUGUGAUGAAAGAAAGAAACUGCGUGUGGCUAUUCUUUUCAUACUAUGAGACAUUUAUUAAGUGCUGGCUUCUUAGAGCAAACAAACCUUUUCUACGCCUACGAAUGUUAAACGUUCCUGACGGCCUGUUCGGCAAAGUAUCACUGGUACAAGGUAGGUCUAUAAAGUCAGCCCUUGCUCGCCCCAUGAUGGACGAAGAUGAAGACCCGUCGCUCAGCACCCCCUUAAAUACGGCUUACCAGAUUUUAAUCGCUCCCAUUGCUGACUUUCUUGACGAAUCCGAAAUUGUCAUUGUUCCUGAUCGCCACCUUUUCACAGUUCCAUUUGCAGCGCUAGAGGACGAAGAAGGAAGGUCUUUAUCAGAGUCUUUCAGGAUCCGCAUCGUUCCCUCUUUGACGACUCUCAAGCUCAUUCGGGACAGUCCAACAGACUAUCACAGUCAGACUGGCGCACUGAUAGUGGGGGACCCCCAUGUUGGUGAGGUGUUGUACAAGGGAAAUCUUCAGCACAUAUCGAGACUGUCUUUUGCAAACAGGGAAGCAGAAAUGAUUGGAAAACUUCUCCGUACUCAACCUCUGCUUGGGAAAGAAGCAACAAAACAGAUGGUUCUUCAAAGGAUAAAUUCAGCAUCUCUGAUACACUUUGCUUGUCAUGGCAAGGCAGAAAGGGGAGAAAUUGUUCUUGCCCCUCCGCCCCUCACUGAUAGGACACCUAGAGAAGAAGACUAUUUACUGACGAUGGGUGACAUUUCCAAAGUUCCAGUGCGAGCUAGACUGGUGGUCCUUAGUUGCUGUCACAGUGCAAGCGGGCAGAUCUGUUCAGAGGGAGUGGUUGGAAUUGCUCGAGCCUUCUUAGGAUCUGGUGCACGCUCCGUGUUGGUGACACUGUGGGCCAUAGAAGACGAAGCACCACAGGCGCUCAUGAGUCGUUUCUACGAGCAUUGUGCUCGUGGGGAAAAUGCCAGUGAAUCUCUUCGUCAGGCCAUGAAGUGGAUGAGAGAAAACGGUUGGUCCAAAGUGUCGCAAUGGGCGCCAUUUAUGCUGAUUGGAGAUAAUGUGACGCUCGAUUUUCAGAAAUUAAGGUCAGGAAAAAAAUAA
This is a messenger RNA of Porites evermanni, 2031 nucleotides long. NCBI's taxonomy places the organism in Eukaryota, Metazoa, Cnidaria, Anthozoa, Scleractinia, Poritidae. The record is from the annotation of a GenBank genome assembly.